AUGACUGAGCAGGUAUCAUGUCUCGAUCUCAGGCAUUUUAAAGUGGCCAUUCACCACAAUGUAUGGCUGGCGUUUCGAUGCGGUGAGGGACUGGCUGUUGGGCACUGGAGCAGUUCCUUUGAGCCAUCAGGGGCUACAUCAGUUGGCUUCUGGAGUGUGGACAUAGCAACUGGCAGCCUUUUUGCGCGAGGAAUGCAGGAAUGUCUGCUGCGGGCUGUCGCACUAAACAAUGGUCAGACGAUGAUCCCUUGUGUUCUGAGGCACCCAGUUCUUCAUGGAUCCUGGCAUUUUGGGAUGGAGCAUUUGCCAGCUAUGUCCCCAGAUACUUUAUGA
Ostreobium quekettii is the source of this 333-nucleotide messenger RNA. NCBI's taxonomy places the organism in Eukaryota, Viridiplantae, Chlorophyta, Ulvophyceae, Bryopsidales, Ostreobiaceae. The record is from the annotation of a GenBank genome assembly.